Molecule: messenger RNA, 339 nt
Organism: Leishmania mexicana MHOM/GT/2001/U1103
Lineage: Eukaryota; Euglenozoa; Kinetoplastea; Trypanosomatida; Trypanosomatidae
Exons: 1
Coding region: 1-339 (112 amino acids)
Cellular component (GO): membrane; intracellular membrane-bounded organelle
Molecular function (GO): heme binding
Source: RefSeq, a predicted model, not a curated record
AUGUCUGCCAUCAACUCACUCCACUUCAACUUCAAGGGGAAGAACUACAUGGUCCCCGAGAGUUUCGUGACGAAGGAGCACCCGGGCGGCAAGGCCGUCCUCAUGGCGCUGGUAGACAAGGACAUCACGGAAGCUUUUGAGGAGGCCGGCCACUCAAAGGACGCCAUGGAGAUGCUGGAGGAGUGGUGCGCCGACGUGUCCGCGACGGAGAAAGCCGAUCUGCUGAAGCGCGCUGAGGCGCGCCACGCCGAGGAGGAUGAGUGGCGUUGGCGCAGCACCGCGAUUGCCUUCAGCGUGGCCGCUGUUGUGGCUGCCGUGGUACUUCGCAAGAGCUCGUAG